Messenger RNA from Chlamydomonas reinhardtii, 3259 nucleotides. RefSeq lists its product as uncharacterized. Lineage: Eukaryota; Viridiplantae; Chlorophyta; Chlorophyceae; Chlamydomonadales; Chlamydomonadaceae. Bases 103 to 1860 code for a protein of 585 amino acids. The transcript has 10 exons. The record is from RefSeq and is a predicted model, not a curated record.
CGAACACAUCGCACGCAAGCGCACUGGUCUUUGCUCCUAGGCGGCACUCUGGCUUGCACCAGAGCCAAUUUCACAGGCGUAAAAGCUGAGCAUCAAUUCACAAUGUUCAAGGUGCUUGCUUUGCACGACGAGACCGACCCUCUGCGAGUGCUUAAGGCGCAAAGCAAGCGGGCGCAGAAGCGACUGCAGCAGCGCGAGCAGGCCCGGGGAGGAACCCUUCUUCAACAUAAUGUGCACGGCUCCAAUGAGGACGAGUGGACGUCGCAAGUGCCGCGCGCAGAGUCAACGGAGAAUGCCGCGGCGCGCCUGUUCGACGAGCUGCUCGGCGACGGCUCCAACGGCGAGCUGGAUCCGGCGCUGCUUGAAGACAUCGCGCAGCAGGUCCAGCAAAUGAGCCUGCAGCAGCACACAAACCAGCUGCAGCGGCCCACUCAAAAUCAUCAAGGCGCUGCCGGGGCGCGGUCGCCGGCGUCGGCGCCUCGAGCGGGCGGCGGCUACGGCAGCACCGCGUUAUGUUUGACCAGCUCCCCAGGUGGCCCAGGCCUGGGGCCCGGCCCGGGCUUUAAUCAACAACUUCAACAACAACGGAGUAAUAGCGGGUAUCAUCAACAACACCGGCCAGGGGCGCAGCAAUGGCCGAGCAUCGUUCGGGGCGCGUCGCCGCCGCCGCGGCCGCCCACCACCACCGCAGACCUCGAGUACAGCCUUAUGCAACUCUUCACCGUCAGUGGCAGCAUCGGAGCAGGGGGAGGCGGCAGCGGAGCGGCAGGCGGCGGCGGCGGCAGCCCCAGCGUCAGCCGCCCCUCCACCGCCUCCUCCUCCCACGACUGGGGCUCGCAGUCGGGCUCGGUGCCGGCGGAGGAGUUUCCCAGCUUGGCGCGAGCCGCGACGACGGAGCGCCCGGCGACGGCGGCGGCGGCGGCGGCGGCUGGGUCGACGAAACGGAAGGCGCGGGCCGGGAGCCACCGCGUCGGUCUGCCGGUGGGCAGGCACGGGCCGCACGGCACCACCGCGACUGGCGUCAAGGUGCUGCACGCGGCUCGGCCGCAUGCGGGCGGGGGCGCGGGCCAGCACGGGCACCAGGCGGCGGCCGGCGGCGGAGCCGACUUCAACCUGCGGCUGCUGUGGGAGCUGCUGGGCUCGGGCUGGUGCCUGCUGGAGGACCCGCUGGCGGAGGGCGGCGCGGCAGGAGCGGCGGCAGCAGGAGGGGGAGCGGGAGCAGCAGCAGCAGGAGGCGGGCUGGGGGCGCUGGGUGCGGCGGGGCCGGACGCGGCGGCGAACGCGGCCAUUCGGCGGCUGGUGGCAGCGCAGCUGGCGGAGCAGGACGACGGGCCGGCCCGCGUCAUCAGCCAGGAGGACAUGAUCGCCAUGAUGACACGUGCGCACCGCCGCCAGUACACCGGAGCCGGCACGCGGCGGGCGAGGCAGCGGCGCGGCAGGCGCGGCGGCGGCGCCGCUGGCGGCAGCGGGGACGGCGGCUGCGGCAGCGGCAGUAGCAGCGACAGCGACAGCGAGAGCGGCAGUAGCGAGGACGAGGCGCACUACUACAACAGCCGGGACGACUCCAAGUCCUGGCGGCGCACGGUUGACAUGAUGGAGCGGAGCGAUUGGGUGCGGGUGACGGACACGGACGGCAAGCACUUCAAGUACCGGCGGCUGCUGCCCAACGGCGCCAUCCAGACGCAGACGGUGUGCUGCUCGCCCUCGGACGCCGUGCGCGGAGUGCGCAACCUGCAGGCGGACCUGGCGAGGAAGGACACGGAGGCCAACGCGGUCAUCAAGGCCUGGCGCCAGGAGCAGCGCCUCGCUAAGAAGGCGGCGGCGGCAGCGGCAGCCGCGGCAGCCGCAGAGGAUUCCUAGCGCGCCGGUUGAUAGGUGAUCGGGGGCGCUGCAAACCAGGGGCGCUGCCGUCGUGUGGCGCGCAUCGAAUGCGGUUCAUGUAAGAUGUAGUACGGUAUUUGCAUUGUCCUGCAAAGAGAGAGCGAAGGAUGCGACAGCCGAUGAGGGAAUGGGUGCGUGUGGCGUGUGGCUUCCUUGUUCAUAUCAUCGUGACAAGAGUGGCGGCAUUCAAGCCAGGCGUGAGCUCUCGGGAGCUGUGGGGCUGUGCAUUGGGCCUCGCACACACCUCCUAGGGAAACAGCAGCGAUAGCCUUUGAGUGUCUGAGUCCGUCCGUCGCAUGUGCACUGGGCGCGAGGGCGGGGGCUUGCGUGUUUGAGGCUUUUGACGCCGCCCAGAGAGGGAGUCGGAGGGUUCCCAUAUAUUGAUUGAUCGGAAUCAGUGUACUUGACGGCAGCUUGGACGUGUUACGGUAUGAUGGGUACGGUAGAGUGCCGCUUUAGGGUGCGUGUUAGAGCGGCAUACUACAUGUUACCAUGUUCAAGUGUUUCUUUGAAGGCCGGCUGGCGACAGGCAGUCGGGACGGCUUGGACAUUCACUCCGCCGCAUGGGGAUGCUUUUUGAUUAGCGGACUAUUUGUGAGGCAUGGCAACGCACACUAAGACGCUUUGUUGCAUUGCGAGCGCGCAACAGGGGAGUGGAGUAAGCUCACACUACAAAGCUGGUCCAGCAGGGCUGGGGGACACGGCGCACGGCUGAAGAUGCUUGGGCUGAGGACACGUGUGGCGAUGACAAAUCCUCUGGAGACUAGAGAGGGAACGGGGAGCGCUGCUGUGAAUUUAGCACCCCCCGGGCCAUUUACGAUUGAGACCGAGCAGAUGAGUGACGUGAGCAGAUUCUUGAGAUUAGCCAGGCCAUGCUCCCAUUACUGUGCGGGCUGACUUAUCAAUUAGCUUUGGGCGGGAAUGGGUGGGCGAGUUGUAGUGGACGGGACACGUACGAGCGGAGAUGCUGGUGCCUGGAAAGGGGCGCAGUGGGCCGAUUGACAGCGGUGAUGGCGAUUUGUUCGGGCUGCUGCACCGGUGCACAUCAGUCAUGAGGUGGUGGCGCGUGCACGCCGGUGCGUGAACUUCGAGUGGGGGCUUGGAGGCGGCCAUCAUUGGAGGGCGGGGAUACCGGAUACACCGUUGGCACAGACGGCCCGGGCGCGUACGACACGUGUACGCGUUGCAGUGCGCACACUCCCGAGUGCACCCUUCCGUCAGAAUAGCUAAUUAGCCAUUGUGCACACGGUCGCGCAGCGACAGCCUUGGAAAUCCACUCUACUGUGGCGUACGGUAUUCGCCUUCUCUUCGAAAUUUUGCAAUGAAGACAUGAUUGCCGGGCUGCCCAGGAGUAAGCCGUUCUUAACUCGACUUCGCC